This is a messenger RNA of Diutina rugosa, 4797 nucleotides long. It is a transcript of the gene SNF2, whose product is annotated as SWI/SNF catalytic subunit. Gene Ontology annotation, cellular component: nucleus. NCBI's taxonomy places the organism in Eukaryota, Fungi, Ascomycota, Pichiomycetes, Serinales, Debaryomycetaceae. The transcript has a single exon. Gene Ontology annotation, molecular function: DNA binding; ATP-dependent chromatin remodeler activity; histone binding. The record is from RefSeq and is a predicted model, not a curated record. Bases 1 to 4797 code for a protein of 1598 amino acids. Gene Ontology annotation, biological process: positive regulation of transcription by RNA polymerase II.
AUGGAUAACUUCACCCCGGAGCGGCUCGAGCAACUCACGCGCCGCCGCCAGGAGCUCUACAACCAGUACGGCGACCGCGCCGUCCAGUUCCCCGAAUUCAACCAAAUCACGAAAAUCCUCAAGUACGUCAAGAUGCAGCAGCAGCAGAUGGGCCAGCCCCAGAUGAACCAGCCGCAAAUGGGCCCGAUGAGAGGCCAGCCGGUGCCCCAGGGGAUGAUGCCUCCCCAGGGCGGCGUGAACCCUCAGCAGCCGCCGCCGCCGUUUGCCGGUGGUGGCCGGCCGCCCCAGGCUCAAUCGCCGAUGUUUAACGGGGCUACCAACGGCGCUCCGACGCCACAAGGGUUCCAGGCGCCGCCGCCGGCAGCGGGAGUGGCCAUGGGCGGUGCCCCGGAACUGGCGUUUACUAAGCAACAAAUGCAGAUGGUCAAGACUCAGCUCACCAUGCUUAAUUAUUUGAAGAAUCCUCAGCCAACUAACGCUCCGUUACCGCAAAACGUGGUGGAUUUUGUCACUAACGAACGCAAUUGCUACGCCCAGGGUCCUUAUUUACCAGCAAAGAAUGCCGUUGGUGGUGGCACCAAUAAUCCUCAGACCACCGAACUGCCGUUCCCGCCACCGCCUAUUGCCGAUACGCCUAAACUGACGCCGGGGCUUGAUAAACUGGGGGUGACGCUGACAAGACCUACGCCCACUAUGGGAGAACGGCCCCAGCCGACAGUGGAGGUGGUCGACGAUAGUUUACCCGUGGUAUACGCCCCGCACCCACCAGUACCUCUAUCGGACCUUAUCCCCGAUCUAAACGAGACCAAGAAGACGGUGGUGCCGGUGAUGAACCCGUUAGACCAAGUGGACACGUUCGAGCGACCCGACCAUUCGCACCCUAAAGUGCCGUUUGCCGAUAUCGACAAGCCUGAGACACGUGUCAUGCAACCCUACCAUGGUUUCCAGAGCUUCUCUAUGGGCGAGAUCGUCAAUAACUGGGAGGUGAUGAUGGCGAUGCGCCAAGACGAGUACCGUACUCAAUUGAAGCAGAAGCUAGAACUGUGUUCUGCAGAGGAGAAAUCGCACAUCGAAGCCGAAUUGGCUAAGCUUGAUUUACUUCCGCUACAAAAGACGCUUCGCGGCCACGUCUUGCUGCAAGUGUGGUUCUCAAAGCUGGCGUUGCCGAGCAGCCACCCUAACUUUUUGGCGAAAUUCUCGCAGUUGCUGAUGGAGAACGUGUACCAGUGCCACGAGCUUUACCGUCACCAAAUGCAGACGCUUUUACAAGUACAGAACCGCAAGCACCAGACUACUAUCACCGACAUUUUGCUGUUCCGCGCUGAGGAAAUCGCCGCUGCUGGCCGUCGCAAGGAACGCAUGGCCCGGUUUGUCACUAAAGUGGGGCUGUUCCACAACCAGGUGGCUAAGGAAGAGCAGAAACGGGUGGAAAAGAUGGCCAAACAGCGUUUGCAGGCGCUUAAGCUGAACGACGAAGAAGCGUAUCUUAAAUUGUUGGACCACACCAAGGAUACUCGUAUCACCCACUUGCUUAAGCAAACCAAUACUUUCUUGGACUCGUUGGCAGCAGCAGUGCAGACCCAACAAAAGGAAACUCUGGUCAACCUUAAACAGCGAGGCAUCACCGCUGAAGAAAUUCCCGAGGAAGACCCUGAAGUCAAGCGGGAAAAGAUCGACUACUACCAUGUGGCUCACCGUAUCAAGGAAGAAGUCACCGUACAACCGUCAAUUCUCGUUGGCGGUACGCUUAAAGAGUACCAAUUGAAGGGUUUACAGUGGAUGGUGUCGUUAUUUAAUAACCACCUUAACGGGAUUUUGGCAGAUGAAAUGGGUUUAGGUAAAACCAUUCAGACCAUCUCGCUCAUCACCUACUUAGUGGAAGUAAAGAAGAUCCCCGGUCCGUUUUUGGUGAUUGUGCCGUUGCUGACGCUUACCAACUGGAAUAUGGAGUUCGACAAGUGGGCGCCACUGGUAAAGAAGGUCACUUAUAAAGGUACCCCCAACCAGCGUAAGAUUCUUCAAGCGGAUAUCCGUCUGGGUAACUUCCAGGUGCUUCUUACCACGUUCGAAUACAUCAUCAAGGAUAAGGGGCUUUUGCUGCGCAUCAAGUGGGUGCACAUGAUCAUCGAUGAAGGGCAUAGAAUGAAGAACGCCAAGCUGAAGUUGCUGGAGACGUUGACGCAAAACUACCACACCGACUACCGACUCAUUUUGACCGGUACCCCGUUGCAAAACAAUUUGCCGGAAUUGUGGGCUCUUCUUAACUUCGUUCUCCCUAAAAUCUUCAACUCAGUAAAGUCGUUUGACGAAUGGUUCAACACUCCGUUUGCCAAUACUGGUGGUCAAGACAAGAUCGAGUUGAGCGAAGAAGAGGCGUUGUUGGUGAUUAGAAGAUUGCACAAAGUGUUGCGGCCGUUCCUUUUGAGAAGAUUAAAGCGUGACGUCGAAAAAGACUUGCCUAAUAAGGUGGAAAAGGUCGUCAAGUGUAAGGCGCUGGCGUUGCAACAGAAGUUGUACCAAAUGAUGUUGCACCACAACAUCCUUUAUACUGCUGACGAAAAUGGGGCUCCUGUUUCGAUUAAGAAUGCCAACAACCAGUUGAUGCAAUUGAAGAAGAUCUGUAACCACCCAUUUGUCUACGAGGAAGUGGAAACUUUGAUCAACCCUUCGAUGGAAAACUCUGACCAAAUCUGGCGUGUUUCGGGUAAGUUUGAGCUUUUGGACCGGGUGCUUCCUAAGCUCAAAGCUCUGGGUCACCGUGUGCUUAUUUUCUUCCAAAUGACUCAAGUGAUGGACAUUAUGGAAGACUUUUUGAGACUUCGCGGCCUCAAAUACAUGCGGUUAGAUGGUGGUACCAAAUCUGACGAUCGUACUGGUUUGCUUAAUAAGUUCAAUGCUCCUGAUCUGGACUACUUUUGUUUCUUAUUGUCGACUCGUGCUGGUGGUUUAGGGCUCAACCUUCAGACUGCCGAUACCGUUAUCAUCUUUGACACCGAUUGGAACCCUCACCAGGAUUUGCAAGCUCAAGACAGAGCUCACAGAAUCGGGCAAAAGAACGAGGUGCGGAUCUUGCGUCUCAUCACCGAGUCGCUGAUUGAAGAAGCGGUGCUUGAUCGUGCCCACCAAAAGCUUGAGAUCGACGGUAAGGUUAUUCAGGCUGGUAAGUUCGACCAGAAGCUGAGUGCUGAAGAACAAGAAGCGUUUUUGCGGGCGUUGCUUGAAAAGGAUGAAGAGCGCAGACAGGAGAAGGACGGUGAUGUGGUUGAAGAAGAUGACGGUGUCGAUAACGACGAUGAGCUCAACCAGGUGAUUGCACGUGACGACGACGAGUUGAUAUUGUUUAAAAAGAUGGACGAAGAGAGGCAAGCGGCGCAAAAGGACAAGCCGUGGACUCUGCGGUUGUUCACUGAACAAGAGCUCCCCGACGUGUAUAAGCGUGACCCGAAGGAGCUUAUCCAGAAGAAUGAGAUCAAUGCGGAUUACGGUAGAGGUAACCGUGAGCGUAAGGUCCAAAGCUACGAUGAUGGGAUGACGGAAGAACAGUGGCUUAAGAAGAUUGAUGGUUAUGCCCUGGGUCAAGAAGAUGACGCUUUCACUCCUCAAUCAGGGGGUGGACUGAAGAAACGGUCUCGUACUAAACGUAAGCGAGUGGAUGACUUCAUUGACGAUGACUCUGACGUUGAAUCGGCUGGUCUGAAGCGGCAAAAACUGGCGACGCCUCGUGCUCGUCCCAGUAGAGCCAAGCUGGCCAACAACAAAAAGGGUAAUAUCCACUACCGGCUGACGCCGCUGAUUGACCCAUUGGAUCCCCAGCAACGUGAACAGCUUCAAACGCAGAUUGAGAUCAUCUACGACGCGAUGGUGACCCACGUGAAUGCCGACGAGCGCAAUUGUCUGGAAAUUUUCAUGGUCAAACCGCCGAAAAAGAUCUACCCGGACUACUACGUGCUCAUCAAAUACCCCAUUGCUCUCGAUACCAUCAAGAAGCGCAUCACCAACCUCACCUACACACUGAUUCGUGAAUUCAUGGAGGACGUCCACUUGAUGUUCGCCAAUGCCCGCAUCUACAACGAAGAAGGGUCGUUUGUCUAUGACGACGCCAUUGAACUUGAAGAGUUGGCUCUGGAUAAGUUGCGUGAAAUCGCCGUCGGCCACAUCCCUCUGAAUGAAGUGGAGGAGAUCUUGGACUUUAAGCAGUUUGACAACCAGUGGCUGCUUAAGCCGUUGGCGUUGCCUCAACAGGCAGCAAUGCCGGCGCCUCCGGAAAUGAAGCCGCCUCCUCCUCCCGCGGUGCCGCCUCAACAACCGGUACCUCACCAGGCUCCCAUCCAUCACCAACAACAAAUGCAGCAAAUGCAGCAGCAUGCUCAACAGCAGCAACAGCAACAGCAACAGCAACAACAACAGAUGAACAUGGGCCACCACCAGAUGCAACAACAACAACAGCAGCAACAGCAGCAGCAGCAGCAGCAAAGACAGCAGCCUCCCCAGCAGCAAAUGGCUCAAGCACCGCAACAACAACAACAACAACCUCAGCAACAACCAAACCAAGGCCAACAGCAGCAUCAUCAGCAACAACAACAGCAACAGCAACAGCAGCAACAACAGCAGCAACAACAACACUCGCAAAUGAUGGAGCUGGACAUCAUGAUGACCAAUGGCGACCGCGACAUGGGGUUGCUCAACAUGGACAUUGGCGGGCCCGACCUGGUGCUUUCGUUGGACGACGACGACUUGAAGCUCGACUCCAACGAGUACGACAUGGGGCUUGAUUUUGCGUUGGACUUGGAAGGGUGA